This is a messenger RNA of Mirounga angustirostris (Northern elephant seal), 10359 nucleotides long. RefSeq names its product androgen receptor (gene AR). Gene Ontology annotation, molecular function: estrogen response element binding; steroid binding; nuclear receptor activity. The transcript is spliced from 8 exons. Gene Ontology annotation, biological process: positive regulation of transcription by RNA polymerase II; male gonad development; androgen receptor signaling pathway. Gene Ontology annotation, cellular component: chromatin; nucleus. The record is from RefSeq and is a predicted model, not a curated record. The coding region runs from base 1173 to 3881 and encodes 902 amino acids. Lineage: Eukaryota; Metazoa; Chordata; Mammalia; Carnivora; Phocidae.
UCUCCACCUCCCAGCGCCCCUUCCGAGAUCCCAGGGAGCCAGCGUUCUGGGAGAGCUGGAGGGUCCCGAGCAAACCGGGAGGCAGAGGAGGCAGAGGAGGCAACAGAGGAAAGCGACGGAGCUAGCCGCUCCAGUGCGGGACAGGAGCUGAAGGGACGUACCGCGUCAACCCCAGCUGGGCUCCGGCGACAGCGAACGCUUCUUGCAGCGCGGUGGCUUGAAGCCGCCGCCCCAGAGCUGCCCUUUCCUCUUCGGUGAAGUUUUCAAAAGCAGCUAGAGACUCGGAGGAAGCGAGGAAAGUGCCGGGUAGGACUGACGACUGCCUUUGUCCUCUUCCCCUCCACCCCACUCCCCGCCCUGUGUCUCCUCUCCUGUUGCUGCCUCGGCCCGCUCCUCUCUGCCCGUCCCCCUACCCCCGCCCCAGUCGGCCCAGCGCGGCCAGCCCGAGUUUGCAGAGAGGUAACUCCCUUUGGCUGCGAACAGGCGAGCUAGCUGCACACUGCAAAGACGGCUCUGGGGAGCCGGGCGACCAGCGAGCCGCUUCAGCACUGCAGCUGGGACCCGGGUAGUUAGGCGGUACGCGGGGCUGGCCCCCAGGUUCCCCUCAUUCCCUUUCCAUCUCCUGCACGCAGCAGCUACAUUCCCCCCCACCCCCGCCCUCCGCGCCCUCAGUUUGCAGGGCCAGAGACCAAACAAUGAAAGGGCAGGGGGCAGUGAGGGCUUCAGUAGACAAUUAAAAACAAAAGCAAAAACAACCGAACCAAACAAAACAAACCUCCAAACCCAAAAUAAAACAAAAAGAGAAUAACCCGGUUCCUAUUUGCACCUGCUUCAGUGGACACUGAAUUUGGAAGGCAGAGGGUUUUCCUUGUUUUUGUUUUGUUUCCUUCAAGACUUGGGCAUCUUUUGACUCAACCCUCCCAAGAUUUCAGGAACAGACUGUGAGCCUAGCAGGGCAGAUCGUGUCCAGCGCGUGUUUUCCUGGGCAGGAGACUUCGAGGCUGUCAGAGUGCUGUUGCGUGGUUAUUCCUGCAAGUUUCCUUCCCAGGAGCUUCCCGCAGGUAGGCAAUUAGCUGCAGUGACUACCGCAUCGCAGCCUGUUGAACUCUUCUCAGCUAGAGAAGGGGAAGCGGAAUAAAGGAAUUAGGCGGAAGAGUCAGCCAAGCUCAAGGAUGGAGGUACAGUUAGGGUUAGGGAGGGUUUACCCCCGGCCGCCGUCCAAAACCUAUCGAGGAGCUUUCCAGAACCUGUUCCAGAGCGUGCGCGAAGUGAUCCAGAACCCGGGCCCCCGGCACCCUGAGGCAGCGAGCGCAGCACCUCCCGGCGCCCGUUUGCAGCAGCAGCAGCAGCAGCAGCAGCAGCCCCAGCAGCAGCAGCAGCAGCACCAGCAGCAGUCGCCGCAGGAGAUCAGUCCUCGGCAGCAGCAGCAGCAGCAGCAGCAGCGGCAUCAGGGUGACGAUGGCUCUCCCCAAGCCCAGAGCAGAGGCCCCACAAGCUACCUGGCCCUGGACGAAGGACAGCAGCCAGCCCCCAAGGGCCAUCCGGAGACCGGCUGCGUUCCAGAGCCUGGAGUGGCUUCAGCCACCGGCAAGGGGCUGCAGCAGCAGCAGCCAGCACCACCGGACGAGGAUGACUCAGCUGUCCCAUCCACGUUGUCCCUGCUGGGCCCCACUUUCCCGGGCUUAGGUAGCUGUUCCACCGAUCUUAAAGACAUCCUGAGCGAGGCCGGCACCAUGCAACUCCUUCAGCAGCAGCAGCAGGAGGUAGUAGUAUCGGAAGGUAGCAGCAGCGGGAGAGCGAGGGAGGCCGCUGGUGCUCCCACCUCCUCCAAGGACAGUUACCUAGGGGGCAGUUCGACCAUCUCGGACAGCGCCAAGGAGUUGUGUAAGGCAGUGUCGGUGUCCAUGGGCUUGGGUGUGGAGGCGUUGGAGCAUCUGAGUCCUGGGGAACAGCUUCGGGGGGAUUGCAUGUACGCCCCGCUCCUGGGAGGUCCACCCGCUGUACGUCCUUGCGCCCCGCUGGCCGAAUGCAAAGGUUCUCUGCUGGAUGACGGGCCAGGCAAGGGCACCGAAGUAACUGCUGAGUAUUCCCCUUUCAAGGCAGGUUAUGCGAAAGGAUUGGAUGGCGACAGCCUGGGUUGUUCGGGCAGCGGUGAAGCAGGGGGCUCCGGAACACUUGAGCUGCCAUCCACCCUUUCUCUCUACAAGUCUGGAGCACUAGAUGAAGCGGCAGCUUAUCAGAGUCGCGACUACUACAACUUUCCGCUCGCCCUAGCCGGGCCGCCGCCCCCUCCGCCACCUCCCCAUCCUCACACCCGUAUCAAGCUGGAAAACCCGCUGGACUAUGGCAGCGCCUGGGCGGCUGCAGCGGCACAAUGCCGUUAUGGGGAUCUGGCGAGCCUGCAUGGCGGGGGUGCAGUGGGACCCAGCUCAGGCUCACCCUCGGCCACCGCCUCCUCUUCCUGGCACACUCUCUUCACAGCAGAAGAAGGCCAGCUGUACGGGCCCUGCGGCGGGAGCGGAGGCGGCAGCGCUGGUGAGGCAGGGUCUGUAGCCCCCUAUGGCUACACUCGGCCACCUCAGGGGCUGGCAGGCCAGGAAGGUGACUUCCCUCCACCUGAUGUGUGGUAUCCCGGCGGUGUGGUGAGCAGAGUGCCCUAUCCGAGUCCCAGUUGUGUCAAAAGCGAGAUGGGCCCCUGGAUGGAGAGCUACUCCGGACCGUAUGGGGACAUGCGUUUGGAGACUGCCAGGGACCAUGUUCUACCCAUUGACUAUUACUUUCCACCCCAGAAGACCUGCCUGAUCUGCGGUGAUGAAGCUUCUGGCUGUCACUAUGGAGCUCUCACUUGUGGAAGCUGCAAAGUCUUCUUUAAAAGAGCCGCUGAAGGGAAACAGAAGUACCUGUGUGCCAGCAGAAAUGAUUGCACCAUCGAUAAAUUCCGAAGGAAAAAUUGUCCAUCUUGUCGCCUCCGGAAAUGCUAUGAAGCAGGGAUGACUCUGGGAGCCCGGAAGCUGAAGAAACUUGGUAAUCUGAAACUACAAGAGGAAGGGGAGGCUUCCAAUGCCACCAGCCCCACUGAGGAGCCACCCCAGAAGCUGACGGUGUCACACAUUGAAGGCUAUGAGUGUCAGCCCAUCUUUCUGAAUGUCCUUGAAGCCAUCGAGCCAGGCGUGGUGUGUGCUGGACAUGACAACAACCAACCUGACUCCUUUGCAGCCUUGCUCUCUAGCCUUAAUGAGUUGGGCGAAAGACAGCUUGUACAUGUGGUCAAGUGGGCCAAGGCCUUGCCUGGCUUCCGCAACUUGCACGUGGAUGACCAGAUGGCAGUCAUUCAGUACUCCUGGAUGGGACUUAUGGUGUUUGCCAUGGGCUGGCGGUCCUUCACCAAUGUCAACUCCAGGAUGCUCUACUUCGCCCCUGACCUGGUUUUCAAUGAGUACCGCAUGCACAAGUCCCGGAUGUACAGCCAGUGUGUCCGAAUGAGGCACCUCUCUCAAGAAUUUGGAUGGCUUCAGAUCACCCCCCAAGAAUUUUUGUGCAUGAAGGCACUGCUGCUAUUCAGCAUUAUUCCAGUGGAUGGGCUGAAAAAUCAAAAAUUCUUUGAUGAACUUCGAAUGAACUACAUCAAGGAACUUGAUCGUAUCAUUGCUUGCAAGAGAAAAAAUCCCACAUCCUGCUCGAGGCGCUUCUACCAGCUCACCAAGCUCCUGGACUCUGUGCAACCUAUUGCGCGAGAGCUGCAUCAGUUCACUUUUGACCUGCUAAUCAAGUCCCACAUGGUGAGCGUGGACUUUCCAGAAAUGAUGGCAGAAAUCAUCUCUGUGCAAGUGCCCAAGAUUCUUUCUGGGAAAGUCAAGCCCAUCUAUUUCCACACGCAGUGAAGCUUUGGAAGCCCCCAUUUUCUCACCCCACUCCACUCCCCUUUUCAGAUAUCUUCUGCUUGUUAUAACUCUGCACUACUUCCCUGCAGUGCCUUGGGGAAUUUCCUCUUUUGAUGUACAGUCUGUCAUGAAGAUGUUCCUGAGUUCUAUUUGCUGCACUACCCCCCCCUUUCCCUCCUUUCUCUUUUUUCCCUUCCUAUCUGACCCUCCCAUGGCACUUUCAGACUCUGCUCCCUGCCAUGGCUCUUAUCUGUGCUUUGAAUGGUGUUGUAUUUCUUUAAAUCUGUGAUGAUCCUCAUGUGGCUCAGUGUCAAGUUGUGCUUGUUUAUAGCACUGCACUGUGUGCCAGCCACACAAAAGUUUACUCACCUAAUGCCACGGGAAGUUUAGAGAGCUGAGUAUCUGGAAAAACAAAAACAAAACAAACAACCCUCCUAAAACCAAAAAUCCUGUAGGGUUUUUUCCGCUUAAAAAAAUAGAAAAACAGAAUUCCCCCAACCAGGCCAACAGUGACUAGAAUAAGGUGAAAAUUGCAAGCCCAUGGGGAGUCACUGCUUUUUUUUUUUUUUUUCCAAGUUCAGCCUCCUGGGGAGACUUUAUUUUCUGCCAAUGGCUAUUGCCAUUAGAGGGCAGGAUGACCGCAUAGAUGAGUUAGGAGGGGGGAGACAGAUUUAAGAGAGGACAAAGAGGACAGAUGGAUCACCAGUACCUGCCCACAGCCUUGGCCCCUGACGGCUAGACUGCUUAACUGCAGUGCAAUUCAUUGUACUGAAAAUGUGCUUCUUGUUUGAAAACGUGUCUGCAUGUGAACGCCUCCCCUCCAGCCAAUCCUUUUUCUCUCUCACCCUCUGCCUCCACCCUCAAAUUGACUUUCAGUAAGCUUUUCUAAGAGCUUUGGACUGAAUGUUCUCUUUAGCCAAAACUUGGCCACUUCCACUGAAGAGUCAGACCAGUAAGAAAGAAAGGAGAGAUCUGACCCUUUGGAAGGCCCUAUCCAGAGCCAGGUCUGCUUUCCCAUUUGUAGGUCAGGGAAGAGGCUGGGGCUGGAGUCAGAGGAAAAUGAAUCGAUGGGUUGGUCGUUUUCCUGCUUAGGGCACUGAAGAUUUGAUCACUCUCUGCCCUUACCUUUAAAAGACCCCGAUGUUUUCUGCCUGACUCCAUGUGGCUGCAAGCUCCCUCUUACCCUCCCUUCAGUGUUUUGUGGGCCUGGACUUCACCAGAUUGUAUUACAGCCAUGGUGGUGAGGUUUGUCCUAAAUGGCAUGUUCACAGACUCUCUGCUAAGAGCUGCUACCACCAAGAAGGCUAGCAAGCCAGCAGUCUUGAUGCCAGUAGGCUCAAAGGCUUCUUACCAAAUGUCGUUCAUCAACUAUCAGAUCUCUGGAGCCCUUAGACAAACCGGAAAGAAGGCAUCGAUGGGACUGGACAAGCCAGACAUCUUGCCCUUGUCCCCUAGAGAUGAUACCUUCCCACCAAGUGAAGAAAUACCUACUUCUUCCUUCAGAGCAGCUAAUGGGGCUAUGCGGGUCACAGUUAAAGAGAAAACUCAAUUACCAGGGUGAGAAGAAUGAAGGCACUAGAACCAGAAACCCUGUAAAUGCUGUCCUUGCCCCCCAGCAUAUCCACCUGCAGAAGUCAUGGGAAGAAGAGAGAAGAAACUAAGAGGAGACUGACUACUAAAUUAAAGUCUUCAAAGGCAAAAUCUAAAGCCAGAUGGGCACCAUCUGGUCGGUUUACCCAUCAUCCUCCUCUGCUGCUUAUUCUGGGCUCUGACAUCGGCCAUACUCACUCAGACCCCCCACCUUUGUUGCUGCCUCUCAGCCAGAGGGAGGCUGAAACAUUUAUACUACAGAACCAUGACCUCCUUUGGAAAGGUCUGGUUUGCGUGGCUCCAAUGGGCUGCCAUCCAUGAACUCAGGGUGUGCUCUUGGGACACUGGUUUCAUAUGGUCCUUUGGCACACCUCUCUUUUGCUGACUUUGUCCCCCAAUCCUGAGUUCAGGGGCAAUGUCCUCCUACUUUCUUGUCUUGGCAACUGCCUCCUCAGUUAGGUCUUACAUUCAUCUGCUAAAUUCAACAAAUCAGGGGCCAGUUACCAAGCUGCCCAUUUCAGUUGGUUCACUCUACUUAUUGAGAAGAGUUUCUGAGUGACACGCUAUUAUCUACAUGGGUUUCCUCCCCUGAUUUCUGUGCUGAUAUUAAUAGCCAAAUGAACUUGCAAAACAGCUUCUUUAAAUAACAAGGGACAGGGGAACCUAAGAUGGGUGAUAUACCAAUCCAAGACUGCUGAACAAAACUAAAACUGACAGGUUCUCUUUCUGGGGUAGGAUAGACAAAUCCUGGUUUUCUUCAUUAGGACAUCAUUUGGCUUAUGUAAGCUUACGAGAUUACUUCUGGCUGUUUUAAACAACAACAAAAAAAAAAUCCAUCACUCUUUUCAGUUACACUAGGCUAUAGUUUAAUAGCUCCUUUACAUCUGUUUUAAAAUUAUUUUCCUCUUUUAUGGUACAUGGAUUUGAUUAUAUCAUUCUAAUAUCUCUCCUUGUAAAUACUAGACGCUCUCCUUUUUAUUUCUCUGACUACCAAAUUUUUCACCUUUAUGGAUUUCCCAAUUGUGACUCUUGUCUUUGUGAAUAUAUAUGUUUUGCAUUUGUAAAAGCCAAAAAUCAGUGAAACAGCAGUGUAAAUUAAAAACAGCAACAACUAAACUACUCUGAAAUUCUGAAUGGCAAGACUAGGGAAAAAUGGCCUAAACAAGGCUGUAGGCCUAGUGUUUUCGCCCUGGGGUUUCAGUGAGUGAAGGAGAUUUUAGCUUGGCUUUGUUCUCCUACAGAUAAAAGGGGGAUUCUCUUUUUUUCUUUUGGUCAUUGAUGUGCUCGCCAGUGUAACUGACAGAAGUCUCAUUUGGCAUGCGCUCUGCUGUACAAACAGUUGAUGUGGUUGGUACACUGUGGCUCACCCGUGAAGCCUUGGCCACCUCGAUCCACUGACCUGGUGAGCUGAAAGAUGAGGAUCACUCACCAGGCAAGUCAUGGUAACUGUCUCUAAAGCGGUUUGCAGUGCUUGAUGGGGAUGGAGCGAGGAAGAGAAAACGAAGGAGCACCAGGGACAAGACCCCAUCUGUGCUACACGGGAGACAGCCGCCAGAGCCGCAGACUCUGUGGCCAAAGAAAAGAGUCGUGUGGCAGUUUCAGCUCUUGGUCACUGAGCAGCUCUCCCAGGCUUGGCCUCUGAGCUGAAACAGGGGUUGGGUUCUUUGUUCUAUAGCUUUCCUGUGCCACAGACAGUAUCGUUCUUGGAGAGUUCAUUAUUUUUCUCAUGAGAAUGGAAUUUUCUGAAGGAUUCUGUCAUAUAUCUUUGAAAAAGAAAAUCGGUAAUACACAUAUUUUUAUGUAUGUUCACUGGCACUAAAAAAGAAGAAAAAAAUGCUUUGCCCUGUCCUUUGGAUAGUUGCUGAGGUGAUUCCAGGUUGCGAAACAAUGUGCUGAUGCUAGAGUCCCUCUCUGUCCAUACGCUACUUCUAAAUCCAUAUAGGCCUAUGUAGCAAGAAGUAUUCUAUUUGCACUUUAAGAGAAAGUAGUUUCAUCAUUCACGUGAUAGUAACACUACACAGAUGACCUAACUUUGAGCUUCAAGUAGCUUCUAAGUGUUUGUUUCAUUAGCCACAGCACAGACUUGGCCUUGCCCUCUUUUCUCUCUUGAUAAUUCUGCAGGGCUCAAAAGCCCAAGCCACUCCCGUCUACCCCGUUCCAUCCCUGUGCCAGGGUUGCGCCUCAUGAGACUCUCUCCAGACAGCCCUGUAACUAUGCCUGCAUGGCUCUGGGGAGACAAGAGGCUGACUACUAAUUAUCUUGUGCCAGUUGCCCAGGUGAGAGGGCACUGGGCCAAAAGAGUGGUCUUGUGCUCAACCUCCUGUAAGGGGUCAUGGGAACCAGGAAUGCUUAAGCACAGGAUUCAAUCCCAAACUUAGGGUCAAAAUAAGUCAUUUAGCAUGUGCAUUUUCUUGUAAAAGGAAGUUUCUACCCCUGUUGCCUUUUAUAGGCAGGUCUGUUUCUCACCACUAAUCUCUUUGAAAAUCUUUGAAAGCAGUUUGUUUUUGUGUGUGUGUGUGUGUUUUUUUUUAAAGACAGAUGAAAGCAUCACAUUAUGUAACCAAAGAUUACACUGUAUCUGCUAAGAUACCAAAAUUUAAGAGCAGGGAGGGAACAAGCAUUAGUGCCUCUUUGGUCAACUAUCCAAAGACAGACCACAGGACUUUGUUGUUGACUGACUUGUAAGAGUUUGGUGGGUGUUUCCCCCAACAAUAUAAAUGCUUAGAAAAGUGGAAGAUAAUUUUGAAAAAACUGGGUUUAUAGGUCCUUCACUAAGUGAUUUUAUAAGCAAAACUAGCUUUCCUUUUCUCUAGUAGUUGCUGAGCAAAUUCUUAAAGCUCCAUUGUUGCAUGGUUGGAAACGGAGCUGUCUUGGCCACUGUGUUUGCUAGUGCCCGUGUUAGCGUAUCUGAAGAUGUGAAGCCCUUGAUGAGAAGGGGAGCAUUUAAAGGACUCGAUUUUGCACUAGAGGGACAGCAGGCAGAAAUUCUCAUUUCUGCCCACUUUGGACGGCACAAAAAGUUCUCUUGGGUUUAAGGCAGAAGGUUGAAAUAUAUUGUAAAUGAGUAUUUGUAUCCAUGUUUCAAAAUUGAAUUAUAUAUGUAUAGAUAUAAUGUGUUCUGAUAGCUUUAUCUUUCUCUGCACCUUUAUACUUGGUUCCAGGUCAUAACUGAUACCCUGUACUUGUAAGAGAGGCUACAGUUACAUUUUGGAAGCUCUCUCAGAAUGGAAAAGAUACGUGGGUUGAUCAGAUAACGAAGAGAUCUCUGCCUCUAUUGGGGCCUUACCCACAGGCCUAACAGAGGAGCAGAGGGGGAAAAGAAUAGGGUACAUGAUGUAUUGCACUUUACUAGCCCAAGACAGAUGAAUGUUUAAAGGGUGGUGAAGACUCAUUGGAAUCAACUGGGAUUUCCCACAGAGAAGGCCCAGACUUGGGGCCAAAGGCCCACCCAAAUGAUUAACCGAUGGACCCCUGAUGGGACCUGAGCGUUGGAAGAAGGAGAAACAUUCUUUGUUCUUCACCAUCCUUGUGAGAAAAGGGCAGUUUCCUGCACUUGGGAACCUGGAGCAAGUGCUCCAUCUUUUACACAAUCCACUCACCUACGAUUGAGGUGCUCUUGCUACUGGGUGUCUUGUGUGCUCUAAUUUUGGUUUUGGAUAUGUUCUGUAAAGAUUUCAACAAUGAAAAUGUGUUUUUAUCUGUCAAAAAAUUGUCAGUGUACUAGAAGUUGUAUCUCUGUAGAUGCAGGUCCAUCUCUGCCCUUGGGUAGGGAUGUUUUUCUUCAAUUAAGAAAUUGACACUGGGGUCUGCUGCCCAGAGCCUCCCAACCUUAAACCAUUUCUAGGUGAAGGCAGAAAAUUCCACAUUAGUCACUCCUCCUCUUCAGAUGCUUAGGCUGAGGUAACAAUUUGGAAUGUUCCUGCACCCAGAAAUUAGUGAUAAGUAUUUCAAUUUGGCAGGUAGACUUUUAAAGGGAAAAAUGGCCUUUGAUGCAGUUUUGAUUUAUCCCCAUUCGAUUAAGCCAAAAAAUAAUAUGCAUUGAUUGGUUACCAACCCCAAUUCAGUAUAGUGGGGGUGCUGAUCCCUUUCCUUACCUCACCUGUCUCUUAGCCUUCUAUAAAAUUAAAUGAGGAGCUAUGGACUGAGUAGCCCCUGUAGCCUAAAACAGUCUCCACAUGCACUAAUUCAUGAGGCUGUCUGUCAUAUGGCUGCAGAUUCCACUGGCCACCAAAGACUGAAACACAUAUGUAUCCCAACAGAAAGAAAUUCCUAAAAUGUUGCUGCUUCUCUGGUGGCCCCCCUCCCUGGCUGCUGUUUUACCUUUUGGGACUCUGUUCCCUGCAUUGCAGGCAGGCCAGGCCUGCAGUCUUUCCCAUCCUUAGCCCUUGGUGCUAACUGUCCUGCAGUGAAGUGCCUGUGGGAUUGUCCUAUUCCAUAAGCCACUCAGGUGCUGAGAGUAGCCACCAUUGGGAUAACCCAGGCUAAAAAAAAAAAAAAAAAAAAAAAGAGUCCCCUCACCAUUCAGUGACACCUUUCUGCUUUCCCCUAGACUGGAACGUUGAUUAGGGAGUGCCUCAGAUGUGACAUUCUUGUGCUGUCCUUGAGAUUAAUUUGGCAGCAAGAAGGAGCAGACAAUGUAACCAGAUGUAAGAAUUAACUUUCAAUGUUGAGGGAAAAAAGAAGAAAGCAUCAUAUAAAGAUUUAAAAAAAAAAAAAAAAAAACAUUAAUUUUGCUUGGAAGUUCUUUUGAUGGGGCUUCAGUUCUUACAGCGGCACUUGGCCUCCACUGGGUAGCAGGACCAGCCCCAAGCGCUAGUGCUGUGUUCUUCUUUUUGUAAUCUUGGAAUCUUUUGUUGCUCUAAAUACAAUUAAAAAUGGCAGAAACUUG